This is a messenger RNA of Hibiscus syriacus, 1929 nucleotides long. RefSeq lists its product as uncharacterized. Bases 1 to 1929 code for a protein of 642 amino acids. Lineage: Eukaryota; Viridiplantae; Streptophyta; Magnoliopsida; Malvales; Malvaceae. The record is from RefSeq and is a predicted model, not a curated record. The transcript is spliced from 8 exons. Gene Ontology annotation, molecular function: nucleic acid binding.
AUGGAGAUUGGAGGGGAUAAGAACACAAGGUUUUUCCAUCAUAGUGCAGCAAUUAGAGGGAGGAUAAACUACAUAAAAGCUAUCAAAGUUGAUGGUGAAGUUAUUGAAGACCCUAGUUUAGCUUUGGAGAAGCCUUUUUCUGAAGAGGAAGUUUGGGAAGCUAUUGCUCAUUCGGAUAUCAACAAAGCUCCGGGUCCGGAUGGUCUGAACUUAGGGUUUUUUAAGAAGUUCUGGGCUAAAUUGAAGGAUGAUAUGAUGAGGUUUUUUAGGAUUUCUAUGUGGGGAAGGAAGAGAGGGCUGAAGGGAGUAGUUUUCAAGGUGGAUUUUAUGAGAGCUUAUGAUUCGGUAGAUUGGAAGAUUUUGAUUCAAAUUAUGAGCAAAAUGGGGUUUGGUGAAAAGUGGAGGUCGUGGAUGUUCCAGUGCAUGUCAACUGCUGAGAUUUCGGUUUUGUUAAAUGGGUCUCCAACAGAGAAAUUUCAUAUUUCCAGAGGUCUGAGACAGGGUUGUUCGCUUUCACCUAUGCUUUUCAACUUGGCUACUGAGUUGCUGCAUUUACUGUUAACUAAAACAGUGGAUAUGGGAUUGUUUUCGGGGUUUGAUUUAGGACUGCAGGACCGAGCAUUCAAGCUGUCACACCUUCAAUUUGCGGAUGAUCUUAUAAUUUUCAAUAAAGGUUCCAUUCGUGAGUUGAGGAAUAUUAGAAGAGUGUUACUGAUUUAUGAACUUCUGGUGGGGCUGAAGUUAAAUCUAGGUAAAAGCAGGAUUUUUGGAAUCAAUGUUGAAGAAGGGGAGCUAACUAAUUGGGCUAAAGUUAUUGGUUGCUCGGUUGGAUAUCUUCCAUCUGAAUGUUUAGGUCUGCCUCUGGGGUUCAAGAGGAAUUCGGCUGUUAUGUGGGAUCCUAUAGUGGCGAGAUUUAAUGCUAAAUUGAGUGGUUGGAUAGCUAAUUCUCUGUCGAUAGCGGAAGAGUGGUUUUGGUCAAAUCGAAUCUCAGCUGCUGUGAUACUUAAACUUAACUCUAUCAUGGCUUCAUUUCUGUGGGGGGAUUCGAUUGACAAGAAAAAAAUCCAUUGGGUCAACUGGAAGUCGAAAGUGAUUUGUGACGCCUACAAUUUGGAUCCGAAGUCCAUUAUUUUGGAGAAUUCGGUGCCAGCUCGUGCAUCGUGGAUUUGGAAAGGUGUGGUGAAAAACUUCUUCAACAGUGAUGAUUUUGGAGAGUGUCUUAAAAGGAAUAUGUGUUUGAAGGCGGGGAAAGGGGAAGAUGUGCAGUUCUGGAAUGAUGUAUGGUUGGGUGAUGUUCCCCUGAAAUUGUUGUUUCCUAGACUUUAUGUUCUAUCAAUUAAUAAUCAGGGUUGUGUGGGGUCUGUGGUCCUCCUUGAAAAUGUGGAAUGUGUCAUUGGUGACUCCAAAGUGGCAGUGAUGUGGUCAGUAUGGAAGUGUAGAAAUGAGAUUAUCUUUCAGAAAGGAAAGCUGGAUUUGGUCAGAUUAUCUUUCAUUGUUAGAUUUAGAGUGGCUUCCUGGUUUAGUGCUCGUUUCAAGGAUGUGGGUAUUCCUCUAGAUUCUCUAGUAGGUGAUUUGAAAAUUGCUGAUUCGAUUGGUAUAUCAGGAAAGGAUUGCUCUCAACCUGCUUGCUGGGUUCCUCCACCGGAGGGUAGGGGGUGUCCUCCUAUCUUGGCAGAGAUGUUGGCUAUCAAAAGAGGGAUUUGUCUUAUGGAGGAGUUGGAUUUUGUCGCAAAUCAGAGAGUUAUCUUGGAAUCAGACUCAUCUAACGCUCUGAAGUGGAUCCAGAAUCCGGGUUUAAGCCCUCCUUUGCAUCUAUCCUUGGUGAAGGAUAUAGUUUCGCUUUUGAUUGGAAAGGAUAUUAUUUUUAGGCAUAUUUCAAGGGCGGCAAACUGGGAAGCUGAUAAACUUGCUAAAGAUGGGAUAGGGUGA